AUGGAGAGGAAGCGGCUGAUCCAAGAGGGCCUCGCGAAGAGAGCGUUCCCCCCUCGCGUGGCGUACCCGGAGCUCAGCAACCUUUGGGUCCCCGAGGCUACGUGCCGUGGCCAGAAACCUGCGUGCGUGGACAUCGAGGGAAAACAGGUCUUGCUGUACAUCAAGUAUCAGUGCGCUGGCAGCGCGCGAACAUGCUUCUCUACGAUUUCGCCUGAAUAUCUCCAUUCUAAUGUCGAAGCCAUGGUGCACUUCUCGUAUAUAUUAGGCUCCAAGUCCGGCUAUUCCAAGCCGCUCCUAGACAUGAUUCACGACGGGAUGAUGUCCCCCAACCACCUGAAUCGCGUUCGCCGUCUACGACUGUCUAAUCCGGACUACGUGGCGCCAACACCACCUACUGUGGCGGAGUACUGCGCUUCAAAAGCUGUCGUAGACACCAAGGUUCUCACUGCGGCGUGGAUGGAGACUACAGCCAUGUAUGGACCGCUCUGUGAGCUUUUGAUGCAGAAAAUGUCGGUAAGAAAGGUGCUUCGCGUGGACCAUUCUGCGAAGUUCUGUAAGAAGUUGAAGGUUUGGGACGGGCUGGGGCAGCGUACAAGCAUCUCGGACGCUAAGUUACUUCUUUUGAUCCAAAACGAAGUUGGCCAGAUUGUGGGACGUCGACUUACAAGUGACAACGCCAAUGGAGUGCGUGGGAUGGUGCAGCACACGUUUGGCGGAAGAGUAGAUGUGAAGCAGGAUCCGUUCCAUGUCAUGAUGCGAGUCAAGGAGAAGCUAGCCAGCGCAGCGAAGAAGAAGUGGAUUUCGAAGGAGCUGAUGAGCGCCAUGUACACGGUGGAGCGACGGCUUCGUCCACCUGAGGAAAUGGAAAAAGAAUUUCGUCGUGUUGCGAGCCUCGUGCGCCUAGUGAUCUCUCAUGCUCGGAGGCGACGUGGCAGGGCUGUAUUGACAGCAACGCCGCGCAGAUCAAGAACGGAGAUUUGUUUGUGGAGAAUAACGACUACGCAGAAGCCCACACUACGACACGAGUCGUCGCUACGAGUCAGCUAG
This is a messenger RNA of Phytophthora sojae, 1047 nucleotides long. RefSeq lists its product as hypothetical. The record is from RefSeq and is a predicted model, not a curated record. NCBI's taxonomy places the organism in Eukaryota, Oomycota, Peronosporomycetes, Peronosporales, Peronosporaceae. The coding region runs from base 1 to 1047 and encodes 348 amino acids. The transcript has 5 exons.